Paramecium octaurelia is the source of this 506-nucleotide messenger RNA. NCBI's taxonomy places the organism in Eukaryota, Ciliophora, Oligohymenophorea, Peniculida, Parameciidae. The record is from the annotation of a GenBank genome assembly.
GCAAUACUAAAACUUACAAGCUCUAUUUAAAAUUUAUCCAUUUUUGAUCUCAAACAACAUAAAUAUGUGAAUACAGAAAUUCAUAACAGAAUACCAAACAACAUUUAGUAAAAAGAAUCGAAUUAUUCUUAGAAUUCCGAAGUUAAAAAUUCGAAAGUAAAUUAAUCCAAUUUCUUAUAUUUACUAGCAUUUAUCAGUCUUUUAGAUAUUUCAAGAUUCUUUAGGUGCUUCUGAACAUCAAUAAAAAUAAUGCUCACAUGAUCUAAACACUAUAGUUGUAGUGAGAUAGUCAAAUGUUAGUAUUUAAUAUGAUUAAAAGAAUAUUAAUAGAUGCUCUUUUGAAGUUAUUGCGAUUUAAAGAUUCACUCAUCACUUUUACAAAAGGUCAAUUUUAAUUAUAGAAUUAAUGUUUUAAAAAUCUGAUAAUUUAUCGUCGAAUGUCCAAAUCAAAUUACUCUUUGUCAUAAUAAUGGAAUAUUAUUGUUAGUUAAGGUCGUUAAUGAGAA